AUGCCCGACGGGAGCAUAGUUACCACCCAAGAUUUUCAUGUGGAUCAGCGAACAGGAUUCGUGCCACCACGAAUGCCUCUGUCAAGGCUCUCUGCUGAAUGGGAGACAUGGGAGGCUACCUUGGAUGCCGCAAGAUGGCAAAAGUUCAAGGCAGCUGAGCAACUUUUAGUGCUAGAUGGGCCACAGAAAUUAGUCGAAGAGGAAAAGGCUUUGGCAUGGAGGAAUCUGGUUGACAAGAUGCCAGUCCUGUCGGUUGACAACAUCAAAGGAUGCGAAAGACAGCUUAGAAGAGCACAUCUUGUUCUUUCCUUUAUCGUCCAAUUUUAUGCGCACACGAUUCCUUCAACAGAACCAAUUUCCAUUCCCCGUUCGCUCACUGUGCCUCUUCUCAACGUCUCCCGGGAGCUGAAUCAUGCUCCUUAUGUUACUUAUUCCGAUCACGCUCUUCACAAUUGGCACCACAAACACCUCCACAGUCAAGAUACCCUUCCCACAAUUGGCAAUCUCCGGUCUCAACUCACAUUCACGGGGACUCCUGAAGAGGACGAAUUUUAUAUGAUUGAUAUACGCAUGGAACUCAAAGGUGCCGAAGCGGUCGAGUUGUUGAGACUAUCCACAGAUGAGAUCAAGGCUGGCAACGGUCUCAAUGUUGAUCGCAUUGCAAUGUAUCUCACGCAAGCGGGUAAAAUCAUCAAGGAGAUGAAAGAUAUCUUAAUGAGUAUCAAGGAGCUAGUUAGCCCUGAAGUAUUCUACCACGACCUUCGUCCAUGGCUUGUCGGGGCUGAUGCUGACAUGUGGGGUCGAAAAUGGGCUUGGGAGGGUAAAGAGGAGGUUGAGGGCUCGAAACAGAUGCUAACAAAGAUAAGUGGCCCGACUGCAGGCCAAAGUCCUUUGGUUCCUGCUCUAGAUGCAUAUCUAGGCAUAGAGGAGGACGACAGCAAGAGCGCUUUCCUGGAUCGAGUGCAAAUAUAUAUGGAUCAUAAACAUGAUGAGUUUCUUCGGAUUCUUCGAUCAGAAAAAAAAUUCAUCCGUUGCUUUAUUCAGGAAAUAGCCGAGGAACAGUCCACUAGUUCGCCAAUUGUGGUUGCGUAUAAUGCCGCGGUCCAAGAGAUGAAGAGAUUCAGAGAUGCACAUCUCAUUAUCGUGGCGUUAUACGUCAUAGUACCAUCGAAGAAGAAUACUAGGAACUCCGAUAAACGAAUCAAGAUAUCGGGUAUAGAAAGUGGCUCGGUUCAUGGUGAGAAUGGAGACGAUAGCUUAUAUGAGAAAGCUGGUGGCGCGAAUGACGAGCAGACUGGGGAGGCCGCACUGGGCGAUGAUCAAGGGGCCCAGCUAAUGAAGUUCUUGAAAGGUUUCAGAGACCAAACUAUUCAUACAUUCUUAGAAUAA
Messenger RNA from Trichoderma gamsii, 1389 nucleotides. RefSeq names its product indoleamine 2,3-dioxygenase. The record is from RefSeq and is a predicted model, not a curated record. The transcript has 2 exons. Gene Ontology annotation, biological process: 'de novo' NAD+ biosynthetic process from L-tryptophan. Gene Ontology annotation, cellular component: cytoplasm. The coding region runs from base 1 to 1389 and encodes 462 amino acids. Gene Ontology annotation, molecular function: heme binding; metal ion binding; indoleamine 2,3-dioxygenase activity. Lineage: Eukaryota; Fungi; Ascomycota; Sordariomycetes; Hypocreales; Hypocreaceae.